AUGGGCCCAAAGAAAAAGGCCGACGCCCGUGGAGGUGCCCCCAAACCGGGGACGAAGCAAGCCAAAGCGGCCGCCGAGCGAUCAGCGGAGGCCGCAAAGGCCGCAAAGGCCGCAAAGGCGCCUCCUGCGACGGACGAGCCGAAGAAACCCUCCGUCAAGGAAGUCAUUGGCGGUGCAUCAUGGACGGGCAAGUUGCCGGUCAAUAUGCUCUCCGAGCACUGCCAGAAGCAGAAGUGGGAAAAGCCUGAGUAUACGAUGGCAAAAACUCCAGAAGGAUAUAUAUCAUCGGUCAUCUUGAAGCGUGUCGAUCUUAAGACCCGGGAAACGACCGUUCUUCCUCCCAUGAAACCACCUCCGUCCCACAAACAUCUGACGGCGCAAGCUACUGCGCUGGAAGCUCGCCAUUUCGCCGCGGCGUAUGCGUUGUUUCGAGUGUGCAACAUGAAGAACUUACAUAUGAUGCUUCCGCCGGCAUACAAGAAGCUCUGGAAAGAGGAUUUCUCGCAAAUAAAAGCCGCAGACAGUAAAGAAGGCAAAGGCUGGAUGUACGAGGCCGAUCCUUUCCUGGCCAAACAAGAACGAGAGAGUGCCGCGGCAGACCUCGAGAAGAAGCGCAAAGAGCGAGAGAAAACCAAGGCGAAAGAAGCUAACAACAAGACGGUCGAUUUGGGGCUGGGAUCGGGAUCCGGUGGUGAAAAUAAAGGGAAGAGAAUCUGGUCGCAAGCUCCGAAAGUGGACAUGGGAAACAGGGUUCGUCGAGAUAUCGAAGGCUUGUUGCGCCAACAUACUAUCUGGAAUCCCUACAAUGUGCGGAUUCCGGAGAACGAGCGCAAAGCCAUGAUCGACGAGUUCGCGCGUUUAGGAUUCCGACGCAGCCACGUUGAAGAGGCUGCCGCCGCCUGCAAAGACCGCGAAGAAGUCCUCGAGUGGCUUCUGAUCUACGUUCCGGAGGAUGACCUGCCUUCCUGGUGUCUACCAGAGAGGUAUUCUGCCGGCGUGAGUCUCGCGAGCGAUGACCUUGCAAAAGAGGCCAAGAUCAAACGGCUCUCUGCUGUCGGCUACCCUGCCGACCUUUGCUCGCGCAUCCUAGACAGCAAGCAAGGCGACGAGCUUGCGGCCGCAGAGUUUCUACAGGGUACUCUGGUACAUGGGGAGAGUGCCUCUACCGACUCAACAUCCGUCGAGGAUGCUGAGGAUGCCUGGACCGAAGAGCAAGAGACCCUGGAAGCCAUCUUCGGGGAGCGCUACCGUCGCAUCUCACCCAAGGUCUGCGAGAUACAGGGUGAAUCGCCAAGCGCUCUAGAAAACAUCUCAUUUCGCUUCCAGAAACCCUCCGGUCAUUAUCCGUCAGCAGUGCCGAUCAUUUUACUCCAGACCAAAGAUAUCCCGGCUUACAUCCGCCUGAGUGCUAUCCGUCAGGUUGUCCAAUACUCCGAGGAAAACUUCUUGGGUGAACCAAUGAUAUAUGAUAUAUUAGACUGGCUUGAGGUCAACUUCCCUGCAGUCAUGGAUAAUCCAGGCAAACUACGAGACAUUGCCACAAUCACGGCGGCUCCGUCAGUUUCAACGUCUACCGUGGAAAUGCCUGUUCGUCAGUCGCGCAGAAAGGCCACGGAGAUCACAUGGCAAGCAGGGUCACCGCAGAGUCUUUCUAUUCGCGAGGCAUGGGAGGCUAAGCAGUUAACUAAAGCCCAGCAGGAUAUGAUGCAGAAGCGAGAAGCACUUCCUGCGUGGAAUAUUCAGGAUGCCAUUGUCCGGGCCGUCAACAAGAAUCAAGUCACCAUCAUCUCUGGUGAAACAGGAAGUGGUAAGAGUACUCAGUCGGUGCAAUUCGUGUUGGAUGAUAUGAUCCAGCACAACUUGGGUGGAAUUGCGAACAUAAUCUGCACGCAACCACGAAGGAUCUCUGCCCUCGGCCUUGCAGACCGAGUCAGCGACGAGCGAUGCACAUCUGUCGGCGAGGAAGUCGGAUACAUCAUUCGCGGUGACUCCAAGGUCAAGUCCGGCGUCACGAGGGUUACAUUCGUUACCACCGGUGUUUUGCUCCGUCGCAUACAAUCCGGCAGUGGCGCCGAUGGCAAUGUCGCCAGCUCUCUCGCGGACGUCACUCACGUUGUGGUUGAUGAGGUCCACGAGCGGAGUCUUGAUACCGACUUCCUCCUGGCUCUCCUGAGAGACAUUCUCCGUUUCCGCAAGGACAUCAAGGUUAUCCUUAUGAGUGCAACGCUUGACGCCAACAUCUUCAUUAAUUACUUUGGUGGCCGUGACCGUGUUGGUCUGGUGAACAUUCCUGGACGGACAUUCCCUGUGGAUGACUACUAUCUGGACGACAUAGUCCGCGACACUGGGUUUUCGCCGGAGUUUUCUGAACGGGACUUCGACGAGGAUCCAGCCUCGUCACAGGGCGACGAGUCGCUCGGCAAACUUCUUCGCAGUGUCGGCAUGGGAAUUAACUACGAGCUAAUUGCCUCAACGGUUCGUUACAUUGAUGCGAUGCUAGGUGAUCAGCCGGGAGGCGUGUUGAUCUUCUUACCCGGUACUAUGGAAAUUGAACGAUGUCUGAACGCCGUGAGGAGGAUCCCCAAUGCCCAUCCACUGCCCUUGCAUGCAUCUCUCCUGCCAAAUGAGCAACGGCGUGUCUUCCUCAGUCCGCCAAAGGGUAAGCGAAAGGUCAUCGCAGCAACCAACGUCGCCGAAACCUCCAUCACCAUCGAGGAUAUCGUCGCUGUCAUCGAUACUGGCCGCGUCAAGGAAACGAGCUACGAUCCCAAAGACAACAUGGUCCGACUCCAGGAAGUGUGGGCCUCCCAGGCCGCAUGCAAGCAGCGGCGUGGACGUGCCGGUCGUGUCAGGGCUGGAACGUGCUACAAACUCUACACGCGCAAGGCCGAAGCCAGCAUGGCAGCUCGGCCGGACCCUGAAAUCCGCCGCGUGCCACUCGAGCAGCUCUGCCUGUCCGUCAAAUCCAUGCAAGGAGUGGACGACGUCGCCACGUUCUUAGCCAACACCAUCACGCCACCGGAAAGUAUAGCCGUUGAAGGAGCCCUAAGCUUCCUGCACCGUGUGGGUGCACUUGACCACGACCGACUCACAGCCCUCGGACGGUACCUCUCCAUGAUCCCGGCCGAUUUACGAUGCGCCAAACUGAUGGUCUACGGCUCCCUCUUCGCCUGUAUCGAUCCCUGUAUCACCAUCUCCGCUAUCCUCACCGUCAAGAGCCCCUUCGUCUCCCCUCGUGACCGCCGCGAAGAGGCCGAUUCCGCACGAUCCUCCUUCUCCAAGGGCGACGGAGACCUUCUCACCGAUCUAACGGCCUACCAGCAAUGGUCCGAGCGAGUCAAGGCUCAUGGAUACUGGCAGACGCAGUCCUGGUGCGGCGACAACUUCCUCUCGCACCAAACCCUCCGCGACAUCUCGUCCAACAAAGCCCAAUUCCUCACCUCGCUGAAAGAUGCCGGCCUCCUGCCCGUCGAGUACUCGGACUCCUCCAACUCCAGCACCGAUCCCCGCUGGAACCGCAACACCGGGAACCGGGCUCUCCUGCGCGCCUUGGUCGCCGGGGCCUUCCAGCCCCAGAUCGCGCAGAUCUCCUUCCCCGACAAGAAGUUCGCCAGCUCCGUCACCGGAACUGUCGAGAUCGACCCGGACGCCCGCACCAUCAAGUACUUCAACCAGGAGAACGGUCGCGUCUUCAUCCACCCCAGCUCGCUCCUCUUCUCGGCUCAGAGUUACCCCGGCGCGGCCGCAUACCUCAGCUACUUCACCAAGAUGGCUACCAGCAAGGUCUUCAUCCGUGAUUUGACCCGUCAGUUCUCCUCCCCCAAAACCACCCAUUAUCACCAAAAUAAUACCCUACCUACUUACCUUCCAACUAACACAACUGUACAAAUAAUAGCUUUCAACGCCUACUCCCUUCUCCUCUUCUGCGGCUCCAUCUCCCUUGACACAAUGGGCCGAGGUCUCGUCGUCGACGGCUGGCUCCGACUCCGCGGCUGGGCUCGCCUCGGCGUCCUCGUCUCCCGACUCCGCAUGAUGCUAGACGAGAUAAUCGCGUCGAAAAUCGAUAACCCGAAUGAGGGCAAUGGUAACUCCUCGGCCACGGCGAACCAGGUGAUCGAGGUGGUUAAAAGGUUGAUUGAGUUUAAUGGGUUGGAUCAAUGA
Messenger RNA from Aspergillus affinis, 4161 nucleotides. RefSeq names its product RNA helicase. The record is from RefSeq and is a predicted model, not a curated record. The coding region runs from base 1 to 4161 and encodes 1386 amino acids. Gene Ontology annotation, molecular function: protein binding; ATP binding; RNA binding. Gene Ontology annotation, cellular component: intracellular anatomical structure. The transcript is spliced from 2 exons. NCBI's taxonomy places the organism in Eukaryota, Fungi, Ascomycota, Eurotiomycetes, Eurotiales, Aspergillaceae.